This is a messenger RNA of Amyelois transitella, 1965 nucleotides long. RefSeq lists its product as uncharacterized. The record is from RefSeq and is a predicted model, not a curated record. Lineage: Eukaryota; Metazoa; Arthropoda; Insecta; Lepidoptera; Pyralidae. Gene Ontology annotation, molecular function: DNA binding. The transcript is spliced from 4 exons. Bases 1 to 1965 code for a protein of 654 amino acids.
AUGGAGGACUUCCGGACGGCAUCUAAACUUAUACCACAAAAUGGCUUCAUGGCUACUAUUGACCUUAAAGAAGCUUAUUUUCUCGUUUCAAUUUAUGAGUCUGAUAGAAAGUUUUUAAGAUUUCUUCAUCAGGACGAAAAUGACCAUAUUAGUACAUAUGAAUUCAAUGCAUUACCGUAUGGUCUUUCGGUCGCUCCUAGAGUCUUUACUAAAAUUAUGAAAGAAGUAAUGUCAUAUCUUCGUUCCCAGGGCUUUAAAAAUGUAUUUUAUUUAGAUGACGUUUUGUGCAUCGGAGAUGACUAUAAUGAUUGUUAUAAUAACGUUAAAAUAACACUAAAACUCUUAAAAUGUCUGGGCUUUAUUAUAAAUCACGAAAAAAGCUCAUUAGAGCCUAAACAGUCAUGCAAAUUUCUCGGAUUUAUAUAUGAUUCAGUUCAUCAAACUUUGUCUUUACCUUCUGAAAAGCGAUACAAGAUUUUAGAUUUGGUAACGAAAUUCUCAAAAGCCCCGAAAUGUACUAUAAGAGAAUUCGCUCAAAUUAUAGGAAUUCUAGUAGCUGCUUGCCCCGCAGUUAAAUACGGUUGGUUAUACACAAAAAUUUUAGAACGUCAAAAAUUUCUAGCACUUAAGAAAUGCGCAAAUUACGAAGCAAAAUUCAAUUUUGAUUCUGUAAUCUUAGAAGACCUUAACUGGUGGAAGCUUAAUGUUUUAACUUGUAAUAAUUCCCUAAAAAUAGCAGACUUUGAUUUGGAAAUAUUCACAGAUGCAUCUCGUACUGGCUGGGGUGCAGUAUGCAAUAAAAGUAGAACAAACGGGGCUUGGAGGUCCGAUGAACUCGAAUCGCAUAUAAACUAUUUAGAAUUAUUAGCAGUUUUUCUAGGUCUCAAAUAUUUUGCAAGUAAAAAAUCUAAUUGUUCAAUUUUAUUACGUAUUGAUAACACGACAGCGAUCAGCUACGUUAAUCGUAUGGGUGGUAUACAAUUCCCCCACUUGAACAAUCUGGCUAGACAAAUAUGGCAAUGGUCCGAGGAAAGAAAUAUUUGGUUGUUUGCAUCUUACAUUAAUACAAAGGAUAAUUUCGAAGCAGAUGAAGAGUCUCGUAAACUCAAUCCAGAUACGGAAUGCCAAUUAUCCGAUUUGGCUUUUGAAAAGAUUACUAAUCGCUUAGGAUAUCCAGCAAUAGAUCUUUUUGCUUCUCGGGCCAAUGCUAAAUGCCACAACUACAUUUCGUGGAGAAAAGAUCCUGACGCCUUUUCUAUUGAUGCUUUUACAAAAUCACCUUACCCUGGGUGCCGCGAUUCUCUCAGGCAAGCGUUCUCCUCGCGGGGUGCUCCAGACUCGACCCUAGAUCUCAUGUUAGCAUCAUUGGCCAAGAAUACUAUGCGACAAUAUAAUGUUUCAUUUAAGCUCUGGUGGCAAUAUUGCAAUGACAAUAGUCUAGAUGUCUUUGAUUGCUAUGUGCCGACAGUUUUAUCUUUCUUAAGUUCGCAGUAUUAUAAAGGAGCCUCAUAUGGAUCCUUAAAUAAUCACAGAUCAGCAUUAUCACUUUUACUAGGUAGUAAUAUUGGAUCUGAUGACCUUCUUCAAGAUUACAUUCUCGUUACAAAACAAGACCGACCUGCUAAUAUACCUCAUCUCUUAAUAACUGUGAAGCGCCCGUACAAGAGCGCGACAGCACAGUCAAUAAGUAGAUGGAUAAAGCAGACGCUAGCAGAAAGCGGCGUAGACGUGGCGACGUUCAGCGCGCACAGCACGCGACACGCAGCCACGCCCACAGCUGCCACUCGUGGGACCUCUAUCGAUACCAUACGGAAAGCUGCCAUAUCGACGUGGAGCCUCAAGCCGAAUUUCGUGAGGGCCCAGUUUAUGACUUCCGUAUUUUAUGGUAAUAGGAAUAAACCUCGCGGGUCGUGCUCCUUCGUGGUUUUAUCUUCAACUAGUUUUACUAUGUUACUUAGUUUUUAG